AUGAGCGAGGAAUUGUCGUUGUCGUCGUUGUCAUCAUCAUCAACGACAAGUACCAACCCACCAUCAGGCAUCAUUAUGGGUACGUCAGAUACCGGUGAAUCUCCGAUAACUAAUCAAUCAAGCAGCUCAGUCACUGAGUUGCAAAGUAGGAACCCUUUCAGACAACCGGCACAGUCAAAUCCUCCAUCCAAUGAUGAUUCGGCAUUGAAGCAAUCAUCAGAGUCUGAGCCCCCACACUACAACGAUCUAAGUCUAAAUGACACACAAACGAAUCUCAUCACUACCAUAUCUAAUGACGAGCUUAUAAAAUACCCGUUCAAAACUAUAAAUCGUAUACUUGAUGAUUUGAAAUGGACCAUACCGACGAAGGAUAGAUUGGAGACUAGUUUGUUAAAUGGGAAACCUAUAGAGUAUGCGUUUCCGUUGAGCCAACUUGUCAACUCUAGCCCCUUCAGUUUCCAGACAUUAAUAUUGAACGAGUUUGUAGAGUAUUGCCCUUCAGUUGAAGAGAGAAGGAUAGAGGAGACCAAUCAGAUUGUACGAGUUGUUCGUGGUUUAUUGGUUGGCAGAGAUCCCAGGUGUUUCCAUUUCAGAUUGGUAUCGGUUGAAGAUGAGCCAAAAUUAGGUAUCGGAAAUGUUAUAGACAAGCACCAAUGGCAUGUUAUCCCAAAGAAUCUCAUAUCUGUACAUGAAUUGAAAUUAUUGUUGGGAGACUACCCUGAACAGGAUCAUACAGUUGACGACGCAUAUUUCAAAAGCCUUAAUUCACUGCACAACAACCUACUUAGGUUAACCGUCUUCCAACCAGAGUUCACUAGUGCAGAGUUGAACCUGCUCACAAGCGAAAACAUCAUCAAAGAUAGAUAUUUGUCCACGUACGAACGUCAUCCCGGAUUAACAAGCGACUUGGUGCCUUCUCCUGUGAAUUGUAUAAGCACAUUGAUCAAGGUUUUAAGAGGACCAAUAGAAUACAAGGAUAUGCCACAACGGACAAUCAGUUUGAAGAACACAAAGAUGGAAACAUUUAUUGACACCAAUCUUUUGCUUGAAAAGCUAUCAUUUCAUUUGAAUGAGGAGCAAAAUACGGUUGUUCCACCAGACCUAUCCAAGUCACCAGCAUUAGAAGAAUCAUUUGUGAGAAAAAUCCUCGAGUUGAUCUAUGUUGGUAGGGGCUUGUUUGCGGAAAAGAACGAUUUUCGGUCCAAUUAUUCCUUCUCGGAUAACAUGUCUCGAGUGUUCAGUAUACUUGCCGAAUACGACAAAUUGAGUAGUAUCAACAACUACAACAACAAUGUGGCUAACAAGUUGCCAGCAUUUAUUACGUUGAGUGCGUCAACAUACUUUCAAGAAGAACUAUUGGUCAAGUGCUUUGAGCUCUCGGUACAAUCCGACCCUUUGAAUAAAUUGUACUACAUCGACGCUUUGAAGGAUGUAAGCAAUUUUGUCGCAAGCUCCUCGAGAAUAAACAAAUUGAAUGCAUACUUGAACAAACUUUCGCAAAACGGGGAGCUUGUUGGGUUCAAAGAUUAUGUGUCUUCAUUGCAAACUUUGGGAGUCGUGGUUGAUUCUAAUACACCAGUAGAUUCGAUUGACGAUGAUGUUAUUAUUGCAAUGUACAAAGACCAGUGCACAAGUGAUCCAAAAAAUUACCAGUACUUUUACAAUAACCUCAAAAGAGUUGCUUACGCAAAAAACUCCAACGCUUUGAAAUCUUUUUUAGCAAUCGAAGUUAUUCCAAUGAACUUGGCGUUGCUGGAGCUUGGAGUAGAAGAAAUCACCGAGGAUGAUGUUGUUGUCACUGCUUACGAGUUCAAGGCAGAUGAUUUGCUACAGCAAAACGGCUUUAAUGCAGAUGCGGACGAGAUUGUAUUUUUGAACAGGGCCUUGGCCUCAGUGGCAAUAAAUAGAAGAAGCUAUCUUUUGUUGAAUUACUUGGAAACAAAACUUCCGGAGUACGUCAAAGUUCCCGAAUUGGAGAAUAUAACAGAAGCAAGGGCUUACGAGCUUCUCAAUGCCAACGCAAGGACUUCGGAGUUUGAAAUUAUUAGCAACUUUCAAAACAAAUCAUUGUCACCUGAAGUGGAUAUCCGUCAGUUGAGAUUUGCCAUGAAUACAAUUGCCGAGUUUCGCAAAUCCGAAAUUUUGUUGAAUUUUGUCAAAACAGGCAAGAUUGAUUCAUUCUUGUUACCGGCAGAAAAUUGGCCUGCAGGAUUAGAUAAUAUUGGAAACACGUGCUACUUGAACUCUUUAUUGCAGUAUUACUUUUGCAUCAAGCCUUUGCGAGAUUUGGUUUUGGAUUUUGAUGAGGACGAUUUUGAUGUGUUUGAUUUUUCAGGGUCAAGAAAGAUUGGUGGUCGGAAAGUUGAGCUUGCUGAAAUACGUCGGUCGAAUCAGUUUAUUUAUCAGUUGCAAAAGUUGUUUCAAGAGAUGAUCACAACUGACAAGAGGUGUGUUCAACCUAGUAAAGAGUUGGCGUAUUUGUCAUUUUUGCCAAUGUCGCAACCAGUCAAUUUUGAGCAGAAGGAAAGUCACCCUGUUCCACAAGAUUUAGACGAGGAAGGGGAUGUUAAAAUUGAGGACAAUGAUAGUGGAGUUGUUGAACAAGUUAAGGAUGAUCCAUUCAAGGAUGAAAAUGAUACAACCUUCGAUGUAGGUGGUCCCGAAGAAGUCAUGGCCAAAAGUGAUGACAACGAUGAAGUCAAAGUGGAGUCACGCAUUAUUGGAGAGGACGUGAGUACAGACAAGUUUAUUGAAGACAUUGACACCUCAGAGUCUACCAGCUCUACAUCUUCACAGACUGAUGGUCUGAAAUCCAAAAUGUUGGCGAUUUCCACCGAUGAGAUUGAGAGCACAAUUGAGAUUGGUCGACAGCAGGAUGUUACUGAAUGUAUUGAGAAUGUUAUUUUCCAAAUUGAACUGGCAUUACCUCCAACGUACUUGGAUGAUGAUGGCGAACAAUACGAUUUGAUAAAGAAGCUAUUUUUUGGCAAAACAAAGCAAACUAUCCAGCCAUUGGAGUCAACUGAAUCAAGUUCAUCAUCAGAAGCCAGGGUUUUGAUGGAGCGGUUCAACAGUUUAAUCAUUAAUGUAAGUGACCAUCCAAAGAGUAUCUACGAUGCUUUGGAUAAUUACUUCAAUGAGGAUACCGUGAAAUUGGAAGAAGGUUUGGCAAAGAAAUCGAUAACGAUUACUGAACUUCCCCAGAUAAUGCAAUUCCAUGUACAAAGAGUCAUGUUUGAUCGAGAAAAGUUGAUGGCAUAUAAAAGCAUUGAGCCCAUUCCAUUUAGUGAUAAGAUAUAUCUCGACCGGUACUUGGAUACAGAAGAUGAGGUUAUUUUGUCAAAGAGGGAAGAAGUUUUUCAAUGGAGGAGAGAACUUGCGGAGUUGACCAGCCAAAAGAAUGAGAUUUUGGCUGUUGAUGAAGACACUUCAAUGAAUAUCAUUGAUAGCUUGAUCACGACAAAGGCAUUUUUGGAGAAGAAAGUACGCGAUGAUGAUAAGCUCUCAAUUGAACCAACUACAGUUCGAGUUUUGUCUGAUCAGAUUACCCAGUUGAGGAACCGAGUUGAGGAAAUCGAAUUGAGGAUUAACCAGAUUGAAGUACAAAUGAGCACUCAAUUUGACAACUACACUCAAGUUGGAUACUCGAUCUUUGCCAUAUUCAUACACCGAGGCGAGGCAAGUUAUGGGCAUUAUUGGAUAUACAUCAAAGAUCCUGAUCAAAACAACAUUUUCAGGAAAUAUAACGAUGAAAUCGUGACUGAAGUGUCUGACGCGGAAGUGUUCAAUUUUCUUGAAGGAAACACAGCAACCCCAUAUUAUAUUGUAUAUGUCAAGAGUGAUCUAGAAAAGGAUUACAUCAAUCCUUUAAAUAGAGUGAUUAGUUGUAAGUAA
Messenger RNA from Lodderomyces theae, 3894 nucleotides. Its product is annotated as ubiquitin-specific protease. Gene Ontology annotation, biological process: protein deubiquitination; proteasome-mediated ubiquitin-dependent protein catabolic process; regulation of proteasomal protein catabolic process. The record is from RefSeq and is a predicted model, not a curated record. NCBI's taxonomy places the organism in Eukaryota, Fungi, Ascomycota, Pichiomycetes, Serinales, Debaryomycetaceae. Gene Ontology annotation, molecular function: cysteine-type deubiquitinase activity; proteasome binding. The coding region runs from base 1 to 3894 and encodes 1297 amino acids. The transcript has a single exon.